This is a messenger RNA of Brachypodium distachyon (stiff brome), 1731 nucleotides long. RefSeq names its product proline iminopeptidase. The coding region runs from base 18 to 1526 and encodes 502 amino acids. The transcript has 10 exons. Gene Ontology annotation, biological process: proteolysis. The record is from RefSeq and is a predicted model, not a curated record. NCBI's taxonomy places the organism in Eukaryota, Viridiplantae, Streptophyta, Magnoliopsida, Poales, Poaceae. Gene Ontology annotation, molecular function: peptidase activity.
CGAAUGGACGGCCCCGCAUGGCCGUCAGAUCGUCACUCCGUUGCGCGACCGCCGCCGCCGCGCUCGCACUCCACCACCAACAGCCAGCCUUCCUCGCCGCCGUCCGCCUCCGGCUUCGCCGGAUCCCGACGAGGAGAGCCAUGUCUUCGUCGUCGUCGGCUGCCGCCGCCGCCGCGCCGCACCAGGCCGGGACGUGGCACGCGGUGCCGGACCUCAGCCUCCGCGACCACCGUUUCGCCGUCCCUCUCGACCACUCCGCCGGCUCCACGCCCACCAUCACCGUCUUCGCCCGCGAGGUCGUCGCAGCCGGAAAAGAAGAGGCACCUUUGCCUUAUUUGAUGUACCUACAAGGUGGACCAGGAUUCGAAAGUCCUCGUCCCAUGGAAGCAAGUGGAUGGGUAAAGAAAGCAUGUGAAGAAUACCGCGUGGUGUUACUUGAUCAGCGAGGAACAGGAUUGUCAACACCGUUGACAACAUCAUCUCUUUCACAAAUAACAUCUGCAGUAGAGCAGGUGGAGUAUUUGAAGCAUUUCAGGGCAGAUAACAUAGUUAAGGAUGCAGAAUUUAUUCGUCUGAACCUUGUACCAGAUGCCAAGCCGUGGACAAUUCUGGGACAGAGUUAUGGCGGAUUUUGUGCUGUUACAUAUUUGAGUUUUGCUCCAGAAGGCCUGAAAUCUGUACUAUUGACUGGAGGGCUUCCACCACUAGGAGAGACUUGCACAGCAAAUACUGUGUACAGAGCCUGCUUUAAACAGGUUCAGCAGCAAAAUGAGAAGUACUAUAAGAGGUAUCCUCAUGAUAUACAAGUCAUUCACGAGGUUGUAAGAUACUUAAGUGAAUCUGAAGGGAAAGGAGUUCGUCUUCCAUCAGGUGGCAGGUUAACUCCUAAGAUGUUACAGUGCCUUGGAUUAUCUGGUUUAGGUUCUGGUGGAGGAUUUGAAAGGCUACAUUAUCUGCUCGAGAGAGUGUGGGAUCCUAUACUUGUUCCUGGUGCAAAAAAGAAUAUAAGCUAUUACUUCCUGAAAGAGUUUGAAAUGUGGUUAGGUUUUGAUCAAAAUCCUCUUUAUGCUCUCUUGCAUGAGUCUAUCUACUGUGAGGGAUCUUCUUCAAAAUGGUCAGCCGACAAGAUUUUCCAUGAACAUGGAAGUUUGUUUGAUCCUGUUAUGGCUACGGAAGAAGGCCGUCCUGUAUAUUUUAUUGGCGAGAUGGUAUUUCCGUGUAUUUUCGAUGAGAUCCAUGCUUUGCGAAGCCUAAAGGAGGCUGCCCAUUUGUUAGCUGAGAAGGAGGACUGGCCUCCAUUGUACGACAUCAGCGUCUUGAACAACAAUAAGGUUCCGGUGGCCGCCGCGGUGUACUAUGAGGACAUGUACGUCAACUUCAACAUCGCCAAGGAGACGGCCUCGCAGAUUGCCGGGAUCCGGCUGUGGGUUACCAACGAGUACAUGCACUCCGGCCUCCGUGACGGCGGCACCCACGUCUUCGAGCAUCUCAUGGGUCUUUUGAAUGGCAAGAAGCCUCUCUUUUAGCCUGCUAGCUCAUGCUGCCCAACUGCUCGUAGCUGCUCUAGAGCCUCGUAGAUGAGAAAUGAAUAACAAUGUACCUGGCAAUUGUUGUCUUAUAUGCAAAUAUUGCGAGAGAAAUUGCCGGCAAAAUUCCUGUACUCCAAACAGACCUUUGCGUACGAAUUGCACUAGAUAGCUUUCAGACAAAAAGGACAAAAGGUACAUAGAA